UCUGCCUCUCAUCUAUAUUCUAGAUGCAAACCAACCGAUCCUCUCAAACAAGCAGCAAGCAAAACCAUUUAGCAAACUGAGAGAAAAGCGAUUCAUGGUGUUGGGUGCUGCUGUCUCUCUCUCUCUUUCUCUCUCUCUCUCUCUCUCUCUCUCUCUCUCUACACCGCCUCUCUCUCUCUCUCUCUACUCUGUGGGCAGGAAGUUGCGCUCGAGUCGAGAUAGAGAGACCUUAAAAAAAAAUUUUAAAAACCAAAGAGCGUCCAUUUGACAGCCUGUGAGGGGAAGAGCAGAGAGAGAGAUAGAGAGAGAGAAAGAGACAGAGAGAGAGAUAGAGAGAGAGAUAGAGAGAGGGAAAGAGACAGAGAGAGAGAUAGAGAGAGAGAUAGAGAGAGGGAAAGAGACAGAGAGAGAGAGACAGAGUGAGAGGAGAGACAGAGAGAGAGAGCGAGAGAGAGAGCGAGAGAGAGAGCGAGAGAGAGAGACAGAGAGAUAGAGAGAGAGACAGAGAGAGAGAGAGAGAGAGAGAUAGAGAGAGAGAGAGACACACAAACACACACAGAGAGGAGUUGGUGCCACACUGGGAUUAGACUGGGAAGCUGGCCUGCUGCUGAUGGAGGCAUCGCUGUAGUAACCAUGGCAACCAGCUAACACCUGCAGUCCCGCGGGCCUCGGACCGAACAGAACCUGAAACCUGCUGUCGGAAACCGGAACCAAAACAGAACCCAAAAACACAAAACCCGGAACAAACAAAACCAGAUUAUUUAUUUCCAGAUUUUUUUUUUUUUAUUUUUAUUUAUGGAGAGAGACUCUGAACCCCUCCACCAGGGGGAGCCGCUGGGCAACCAGUACUCGGGAUCCCAGAGUCUGGAAGGAGGAGGAGGGGAGGAGAGGGGUUGGGACAGGGGAGAGAACUGGGGUGAAGGAGUGGGAGAAAGAAGGGAGGGAGGGAGGGACACAGAAGAAGCGGCAGGAGACUGGGAGCCCCAGUACGGGGAUCCGAAUCUGGGGCAGGAUCCCGGAGAGGAGAGGGGUCCGGUGGAGGACAGUGAGCGAGGGGAGGGAUGGGGGCAGGACCUUGCAGAAUUCUGGGGUGAGUCACCCCUGCAGGGGCCGGACCUGCCUCCCUGGGACUUGGGUUCGAGUGGCACAGACGAGGAGCUGCUGGAGCGCUCUGCUGCGUCGGGGGAGCGGGGCAGCUCCGUGGGGGGAGGCAGCCUCGAGAAGCUGAGCGUGACGUGGACUGACAACCCGCUGAGCCGGGGAGAAGAGGGGAGAGAGGGGGGGGCUGAGGGCUCUCACUCCCCCUCUCCUCCUCCCUCGCCCUCCGCAUCCUACUCUCCCUCUCCUCCUACCCCCUCUCCUCCCUCCCCCUCUCCUCCUCCCUCACUCUCUGCAUCCCACUCCCCCUCUCCUCCUGCUCCCUCUCCUCCCUCCCCCUCUCCUUAUCAUUCCUUCUCUCCUCCUGCCCCCUCUCCUCCCUCCCCCUCUCCUCCUUCCCCAUCUCCUCCUCCAUCGCCCUCCACAUCCCACUCUCCCUCUCCUCCUCCCCCCUCUUUUCCCUCCCCCUCUCCUCCUUCUCAUUCCCUCUUUCCUCCUUCCCCCUCUCCUCCUCCCUCGCUCUCCGCAUCCCACUCUCCCUCUCCUCCCUCCUCCUUUCCUUCUCAUUCCCCCUCUCCUCCUCCCUCUCCCUCUCCCUCCACAGCUUUCUGUCAGCUUCCUGUUAAUCAGUCAGACUGUUACACAGAGACAGGGGACAGUGUAACAGGGGACAGUGAGACAGAGGACAUCAUGACAGGGGACAGAGAGACAGGGGGCAGUGUGAUAAGGGACAGCGUGACAGGGGACAGAGAGACAGAGGACAGUGAGACAGGGGGCAGUGUGAUAGGGGACAGUGAGACAGGGGACAGCGUGACAGGGGACAGUGGUUUGGACCGUGAGGAGGUCAGUGACCCGGCUCCUAUCCCAGGCUCUCCAGGACCCAGCGGAGAGGGCGGUCCUGUGCAGGGAGGGGCUGUUGGAGAGAGAGAGGAGGGGAGCAGCGUGCAGGAACAGGAACGAGAGGCCCAGGAUUGUCCCUCUUCCAGCCCUGAGGAGACUCCUCUCACAGAAGCUGCAGAAAUCCACACUGCAGACAGCACUGGAGCUGCUGAGGGGCCCCUGUGUGGCCCGGUCGAGGGGCCCCUGGUCACGGAGGAAGGAGUGAGCGGUAACCACGGCGAUGCCUCGCAGGAGGAGGGGGGAGGGGGAGGAGGAGAGGGCGGAGCCAGGAGAUCUCACCCCUGCGAUGUACUUUGAAGGACUCGACAGCACUGAUAUAGAGAGCAACUCCGGACCCCCCCCAGCUCAGACUGGACUGGGAGAGGCUGUGGGAGAGCCGUCGGGCCAGUCCCCCCCCCACGCCAACGGAACAAAGUGGACAGCGAAGCAGCCCGCAGGCUGGCCGCCCGGCUUUUCAAU
Acipenser ruthenus (sterlet) is the source of this 2457-nucleotide messenger RNA. RefSeq lists its product as uncharacterized. The record is from RefSeq and is a predicted model, not a curated record. The transcript has 5 exons. Lineage: Eukaryota; Metazoa; Chordata; Actinopteri; Acipenseriformes; Acipenseridae. Bases 796 to 2295 code for a protein of 499 amino acids.